CCCAACCCGAGGAGGAGGGGGAAGAGGGCGGUCGUCCGGGGUUAGGUUGAGGGGGUUGUUGGUCCGUUCUGGGCGGGGGAUGACUCACGGCCCAUCCCAUCUCCCCGACGCCGUCCGCCCGCGCAGAGCUCUCUCCAUGGCUUAGCGGAGGAGGCGGUGGCGAGCGGGGGAGGGGACUCUUAAUUUGUUAGGGGGACCGGGCCGAGGCCCGACCGGCCUUGCAGGGCUCACCCGGGGCCGGGCGUCAUGUCUCAUGCGGCCGAGCCAGCUCGGGACGGCGUAGAGGCCAGCGCGGAGGGCCCUCGAGCCGUGUUCCUGUUGUUGGAGGACCGCAGGCCGGCCGACUCAGCCCAGCUGCUCAGGUUGUACACGUGAUUGUUAGAUCGAGGAGCUGGGAUCCAGGCUUAUUAUUUUGAAUCUUAAGGAACUAUGGCCUGAACUCUUUGCUUCCGGAGUCCGGGAUUGUUGCUGACAUCGAGUUAGAAAACGUCCUUGAUCCUGACAGCUUCUACGAGCUCAAAAGCCCACCCCUAUCGCUACGCUCAAGCCUCCCAAUAUCACUGCAGGCCACACCAGCCACCCCAGCUACACUGUCUGCAUCAUCUUCUGCCGAGGGCUCCAGGACCCCUGCCAUGUCGUCGUCGUCUUCAUCACGGGUCUUGCUGCGGCAGCAGCUAAUGAGGGCCCAGGCCCAGGAACAGGAGAGGCGUGAGCGUCGGGAACAGGCCUCUUCCUUCCCUAGUCCUGCACCUGCCUCUCCCGCCAUCUCUGUGGUUGGCGUCUCUGCUGGGGGCCACACACUGGGUCGUCCUCCCCCAGCUCAGGUGCCCAGGGAGGUGCUCAAGGUGCAGACCCAUCUGGAGAACCCAACACGCUAUCAUCUACAGCAGGCGCGCCGACAGCAGGUGAAACAGUACCUGUCCACCACACUUGGGCCCAAGCUGGCUUCCCAGGCCCUCACCCCACCACCAGGGGGUGCUAGUGCCCAGCCGCUCCCCACCCCCGAGGCUGCCCACGCUCCUGGCCCCACCAGCAGUGCUCCCAACAGCCCCAUGGCGCUGCUCACCAUCGGGUCUAGCUCAGAGAAGGAGGUGAGUGGCUGCAGACGACCCUCACAUGUUCCCCCUACCCCAGCUUCUUCUAAUGCUCCUCUGUAUUUCUCCCAGAUUGACGAUGUCAUCGAUGAGAUCAUUAGCUUGGAGUCCAGUUACAAUGAUGAGAUGCUCAGCUAUCUGCCUGGAGGCAACACGGGGCUGCAGCUCCCUAGCACACUGCCUGUGUCGGGGAAUCUGCUUGAUGUGUACAAUAAUCAGGGCGUAGCCACGCCAGCCAUCACUGUCAGCAACUCCUGUCCAGCUGAGCUGCCCAAUAUCAAACGGGAGAUCUCUGAGACGGAGGCCAAGGCCCUUUUGAAGGAACGGCAGAAGAAAGACAAUCACAACCUGAUUGAACGUCGCAGGCGAUUCAACAUUAACGACAGGAUCAAGGAGUUGGGCACCCUCAUCCCCAAGUCCAGUGACCCGGAAAUGCGCUGGAACAAGGGCACCAUCCUAAAAGCCUCCGUGGAUUACAUCCGCAAGUUGCAGAAGGAGCAACAGCGCUCCAAAGACCUGGAGAGCCGGCAGCGAUCCCUGGAGCAAGCCAACCGCAGCCUGCAGCUCCGAAUCCAGGAGCUGGAGCUGCAGGCCCAGAUCCAUGGUCUGCCGGUGCCUCCCACCCCAGGGCUGCUCUCGCUGGCUGCAACUUCAGCCUCUGACAGUCUCAAGCCAGAGCAGCUGGAUGUUGAAGAGGAAGGCAGGCCAGGCACAGCAAUUUUUCAUGCAACAGGGGGCCUUGCCCAAAGUGCUCCCCAUCAGCAGCCGCCACCACCACCCUCAGAUGCACUUCUGGACCUGCACUUUCCCAGCGACCACCUGGGGGAUCUGGGGGACCCCUUCCAUCUGGGGCUGGAGGACAUUCUGAUGGAGGAGGAGGAGGGGGUGGUGGGGGGACUGUCAGGGGGCACCCUGUCCCCACUGCGAGCUGCCUCUGAUCCCCUGCUUUCUUCAGUAUCCCCCGCAGUCUCCAAGGCCAGCAGUCGCCGCAGCAGCUUCAGCAUGGAAGAGGAGUCCUGAUCACGCCUCACCCCUCCCCUGGGACUUCCCCACCCAGGAAGGGAGGACCUGUCAGGAUGAGGCCCCACCUUUUCCCCCACCUUUCCAUGAGACUGCCCUGUCCAGGUGUACCCCGGGGAAAAGGAGACUUGAUGAGGCCCCACCUCUUCCCCACAGGAAAGGCCAGUGCAGGUGUUCAGGCAUGGAGAAGGUAGGGACAUCAGGGCCUGUCUCCUGCAGAUCACAGCCUGACCUUGUCCCGUGGCACCCGCCCUUGCCCAGGUGAGGGAAAGAAAUGGGAUGAGGUUGGCCCCUGGCCCCUAGGGACUGUCCUAGCUGGUUUCCUGGGAUAAAGAGGUGUCUGGAUACUGCUCCAUCCCCUCUCUUGGAACCACCAGUCUAGUCCAUCCUGGGAAGGAAGAGGAGUCAAAAUGAUGGCUGUCCCAGCUUAAGUGUUUAAGCCCUGUCCCUUCCCCUGUGAAUCCUGCCCUGCCCAGGCAAGGAGCAGAAGUGAGGAUUAGAGCCAGCCGCUUCACCUGGGAACUCAGUCCUGGCCUUGUAACAAUGGAGGACUCAGGCCCUGCCCCUUCCCUAUAGGAACAACUCAGCGCAGGUAUUUCAGGUGUGGAGGAGUCAGUAAGAUCAGGCAGCUUUGUGGACAUCACAGUUUUUGUCUCUUAGCAAUAUCCCAUCUAGCAUUCCAUACUGCAGGGAGGAGUGGUACUUAAGCUCCCCCCGAGCCCCCCCCCACCCCAUCUUAACCUGGGACCAACUUGAUCUAACCUAAGAGGGCUUUAAGCUGGCCUUGCCCUUGAAGAAGGGGGCAGAUCUUGAAAUCUUGUGGGUUGACAUUCCAGACCUAGAUCAGCAGUGAGUGAGAGUUAGACCCCGCACCCUUAGGCAGAGUGUUGUUUUGUUCCUUUCAGCGGUAGACUGGAGAGGUGAUGGAGAUUAGGGAGUACUUGGUCCAGUUUUACACAAUCAGCACCACAGUGUUCUUUUUCAACAUGUAGAGGAACAGGAUGAAGGAAGGGACCUUUCCAGGGAGUUCCCCAGCCCGGGAACAAGUGGAAGCCUAUCCCACCAAGACAGAGGCAUAGGGGGAGGAUUGCAAAAGCAUACAUACCCACUCUUCUGUUUAUCUGAUUUUUUGACUCCCACCCCCUACUCAGAAGCUAAGUCACCCCCAACCUCUGGCCUCCACCCAGUUCUCCAUUUGGAGAAAUCCUCCCCAUUUCAGAGUUAUCAAGAGACACUCCCUGCUCAUCCCCAUCCCUCCCACACAUAUACCCAAGGUUGUCAGCUUUGAAUUGUUGGGGCCAUGCCCCGAGGAGGGUGUUCUGAGGGGUUUGUAAGUUUGUGAUUAAUAAAUGCUAGGCGUGUUUGAUGCGCUUUUAACUUUGGCAAA
Messenger RNA from Bubalus bubalis (water buffalo), 3501 nucleotides. RefSeq names its product transcription factor binding to IGHM enhancer 3 (gene TFE3). Gene Ontology annotation, molecular function: DNA-binding transcription factor activity, RNA polymerase II-specific; RNA polymerase II cis-regulatory region sequence-specific DNA binding; protein dimerization activity. The record is from RefSeq and is a predicted model, not a curated record. Bases 633 to 2114 code for a protein of 493 amino acids. The transcript has 10 exons. Gene Ontology annotation, cellular component: nucleus. Lineage: Eukaryota; Metazoa; Chordata; Mammalia; Artiodactyla; Bovidae. Gene Ontology annotation, biological process: humoral immune response; regulation of transcription by RNA polymerase II; positive regulation of DNA-templated transcription.